AUUCCCAGUUCCCCAAAAACAUAAGGACGCACUUCCCGGGAUUGCUUCACUCACACACACACUCCUUAUUUAAUUCUCCUACCACCUUCCACCGCUGUGGCCUACCCAAACCCCCUUUCCUUAACUCUUAAUCCAUCUCAAAACAAUUAUUCAUUGUCUAAUUAACCACUGUUUUAUAUGAUUCGUUGAUCGACUGAUCUGGAAGGAUUUUUUUUGUUUGGAAGAGAGAAGUUAUGGAAAUAGAGCAAUUGAAGCUUGAGAAUACUCCGGCUAUGACGUUUGAUGAAGUGUCAAUGGAGCGAAGCAAGAGUUUCGUUAAGGCAUUACAGGAACUCAAGAACUUGAGGCCGCAACUUUAUUCUGCUGCAGAAUAUUGUGAGAAGUCUUAUCUUCAAAACGAGCAGAAACAAAUGGUUCUUGAUAACCUGAAAGACUAUGCUGUAAGAGCUCUUGUCAAUGCUGUCGACCACCUGGGAACAGUUGCUUAUAAGUUAACCGACUUGCUUGAGCAACAAACACUGGAUGUCACAACCAUGGAGCUAAAGGUCACGUGUCUUGAUCAGCGACUUCUGACAUGCAAAACAUACACUGAGAAAGAAGGCCUCAGGCAGCAACAGCUAUUAGCUAUCAUCCCAAGGCAUCACAAGCAUUAUAUUUUGCCAAAUUCUGCUGGAAAGAAGGUGCACUUCAGCCCUCAAGUUAAGAUGGACUCGAGGCAACAUUUACAAGCAAGACCCCGCCUUUAUCCUUCAGGUACGCCUGCUGCGAAAACUCUCUCUUGGCAUCUGGCAACAGAAACCAAAUCGACAUUGAAAGGGACUUCACGUACUUUUAUGAGUCCUGAGGAAGCAAAAGGUUCUGAAAAAGCAUCAGCCGCAUUCAACUUGUUAGAUGAAGAGAAUACCCGGAAGAAAACAUAUGUAGCUCGUCCUCAGUCACCCAACGUUCGUCCUGCAUCAAGUCUAGCGAUGCAAACUUUGGGGGUCACGCGGCAGGGUACCCUGGAGGGCAGCAAACCUCUAACACCAUACAGAUCAUUUGAUAAUCCAAGACGGGACAUUAUCCGUGCACCUAAUCGCAGCAGGAGUAUGCUCUCGGCUUUCUUUGUCAAGCAUAAGACAUCUAAGUUGAAGACCAGUGCUGUCUCGUAAUCUACCGUAAAAUCAGAGCCAAGAGGUGCCAUCCAUCUAACUUUCCAUCUGUAAAAGAGAAGUUGUACUAGGCCAUCACCUGGAGAACACCUACUUUUAAGAUCAUUCACAAGUUUCCCACGAUCAUAGGCAAUUUGUUUCGUUUGAGAAUCAAUAAAGAGCAGUGUGUAUAUUUGAAAGGUAAAGAUGUUAAUAUCUGUCUUCUUGUAGAAGAAAUUGUUGGAAAAAUAAUUCUCUAACUGCAUUGUCCAGUAUUCUUAAGCCGAGUGUAAUCCAUCCUCAAUGGUUGCAUAUCAA
Lycium ferocissimum is the source of this 1448-nucleotide messenger RNA. Its product is annotated as protein ABIL1. The transcript is spliced from 9 exons. The record is from RefSeq and is a predicted model, not a curated record. The coding region runs from base 234 to 1151 and encodes 305 amino acids. Lineage: Eukaryota; Viridiplantae; Streptophyta; Magnoliopsida; Solanales; Solanaceae.